Molecule: messenger RNA, 2666 nt
Organism: Artibeus jamaicensis (Jamaican fruit-eating bat)
Lineage: Eukaryota; Metazoa; Chordata; Mammalia; Chiroptera; Phyllostomidae
Gene: DNAI7
Product: dynein axonemal intermediate chain 7
Exons: 16
Coding region: 460-2493 (677 amino acids)
Cellular component (GO): axoneme
Molecular function (GO): microtubule binding; beta-tubulin binding
Source: RefSeq, a predicted model, not a curated record
GAGCCAAUUCUUUAUCUAAAUUGCCAGUUGAGCCCGUCACCCCACUGGCAGCCAACCCGGGUCAUUAUUGGACCCAAUCGCGUAGCUGGGGUGGCCCCUUUCCUUCUAGAAACCCUCGCAAAGAUUCUUCGCACUCCAGGGAAACAACGGGGGAGAGCCUGUCAAUGUCAGAAGACGCUCAGAAACCCUUUCCCACAACGGAGAAUAUCCUCGCCCAGAGAAUACUUCACCGUCUGCAGAUCCCAGGGUCCGCAAAACGGAACGAAACACCCCGGUAGCGGCACUCACGCACUUUCCCGCACGACACAGCCGGAAAAACUUCAGGGUCCCAAAACAACGAAGCCUGGCAAUAAGAAAAAGAAAAACACCAAAGCGGAAUACUUGAAGCUGCUACAAGAGGAGGAGGAGAGACGCCAAAAAGAGGAAGAGGAAGCCCGUGUGAAACAUGAAAAAGAAGAAAUGGAAAGGCUUGAAAUGGAACGAAUUGAGAAAGAAAAAUGGCAAAAACUGGAAGUAAAGGAUCUAGAAAGAAAAAGUGAAGAACUUGAGGAACUAUUUUUGUUAGAGAGGUGCUUUCCUGAAGCAGAGAAACUGAAACGAGAUAAUAGACUGCUUUCUCAGUGGAUGCACUACAUUCAGUGUGACGGCAGCCCCGACCCUUCAGAAGCCCAAGAAAUCAAUACUUUCAUUAGCUUGUGGAAAGAGGAGACAAAUGAGACUUUUGAGGAAGUCAUUGCCAAGAGUAAACUAGUGCUGCAGUUAAUUAGUAAGUUGAAACUAAUUUUAUUGGAAACCCCACCCUAUGAUUUGCAAGAUAAAAAUAUAGCACAGUACCGGGGGUCAAUUCUGGAGCUGCAGGAGCUCCUUCACCUGAAGUUUAACACAGCCACAGAAGUACUGCUCCGACAAGCUAGUACUUUGGCAGAUCUGGACACUGGAAAUAUGGAAAAAGUCAUUCAAGAUGAAAACAUUACCCUCUAUGUGUGGGCAAACCUCAAGAAGAACCCAAGGUACAGAAGUAUCAGAUGCAGUGAAAUACAAGCUACAUUUGAAAUUCCAAGGAUAUUAGCAACAAGCGACAUUGCUCUACGUCUCCUGCAUACUCACUAUGAUCACGUCACACCGCUGCACCCUGUUCCAACAUUAUUUCAGCUGCCUGCUUCAGCGGAAUCUGACUCCGUCAAAGACAAAGCUAACAAUGUCCAAGGAGAAAUUAGCAAAGAGUUCCAAGAAGAGCACAAACAAGCAGAACAUGAGCGUAACUCAGUCCAGGAGGAAGUAAUAAAAGUUGAAGAGCAAGGUGAUACUGAAAUACAAAUGGAUUCUGUCCAGGAAGAAUCUGAAGACACAAAGCGUAAACUGGAGAUGAAAUUACUAAGUGAAAUAGUUUCAGCAGCACAGUUGCUGCUGCUAGAGAAUGCUCCUGAAAGGACAUAUUUCUUUGAAGAAAAUGAGGUUGAUAUAUUCCAGUUCACGUCUCUGGGUGGAGUGUAUCACUUGGAUAUUUUGGAGCUUCCCCCACAGUGUAAGCCAGUGAAGGGCUGGAUGAUCAUGGAAAUACUCAAAGAAGGAUUACAGAAAUAUGUAUAUCCUCCAGCAACUACAGAAGACUUGGAAACAGAAAGUGCUUUCCCACCUAUAGACGUCUGUCUUGAGGUUCAUAAGAACGUGAUCUUUUUUGAGAAUCCUAUGAUUGCAAGAUGGGAUGCUGAAGGUAAACAUUGGAAAACUGAUGGCAUCAGUAAUGUAUAUUACAAGUCAGAGGAAGGACUUAUAACAUUCAGCCUGGAGACUUUUGGCCCUGUUGCUUUGAUUCAGGAUACUCAUAUUAACAUGCCGUACCAGUCAUGGGAACUAAGACCACUUGAUGUGAAUCAAGUACUGUUGACUGUGACUACAGUAUUUACUGAGAUUGAAAUACAAAUUAAGGGAGACCUCUGCAUGUUAGCUUCAAUUAAACUAAAUAAACAAAAGCAUUACUCUAUUUUGGAAGGAAAAUGGAUGACUCUUAUUUCUUUCAUUAUUGCUUUGAAAGAAGCUGGACUGAAUAUCUUUCCUACUGCUCACUCUCAUUUUUAUGUUGUUACAAACUAUAAGGUGCCUUUGGUAGAAAUGAAAGCUUAUCGACAAAUGGCUCUGCUAAGUCCUGCUUUUGCAUUUGGUUGGAGCAGGUGGAAUAUGCAGUGUGGUUCUAAAAAUGUUGUAUUUAAGGUGAGUGAACACCUUACUAAUGAAGAGAAACCUAUUCCAGACCCUAAUUGGGCCCUUUUAAUGUUUAAUGGUGACAGAGCACAAAGGCUCAAGAUUGACGAGUAUAGUGAGGUGUUCUCUGAAGCCGUUAAGGAAGACACUGAGUUUCACUCCACUGUCUAUCACAUGGUUAAAGAUUUUGCUUCUGAAGGAGCAAUAGAGAAAAUCAGGAGCUCCACCUGCCAGUUUAUCGAUUCUGUGUGCCAUAUGCUACUCUCGAUUAGAUUACUCAGCUAUUCUUAGUCUCUGUGGAUACAUUUUAUGCAGUAUGAAGAAUCAAGCAACUUGGAGAAAAAUCAGGUAUUUCCUCAAUAAAAUGUAGCAAGUGAAUGUAUUUCAAAUAGGCUGCUAAAAUGAUCUAAUCAGCAAUAACACUCAAAUUUUGUUUUAAAUGUGAGUUUUUUCCCCUAUGAGUA